Molecule: messenger RNA, 556 nt
Organism: Temnothorax curvispinosus
Lineage: Eukaryota; Metazoa; Arthropoda; Insecta; Hymenoptera; Formicidae
Product: membrane alanyl aminopeptidase-like
Exons: 2
Coding region: 92-397 (101 amino acids)
Source: RefSeq, a predicted model, not a curated record
AAUUUUAUGUAUAAAAUAUACUUUGUAUGUAUUAUUAAUCAAUAUUUUAUGCUGUGUAUCGUAGCUCCAACUGUAUCGCGCAUGUUAAAUUAUGCAGUGGGCGACGAGGUAUUUCGAAAGGGUAUCACCAAGUAUUUCGCUACAAACUAUUUUCUUUAGGCAAAAUAUGGCGGUCACUCCCGAUGAUUUGGGGAGUGCUAUACAAAGUGCUAAAGACGAUGCUUCUUGGGUUUCUUAUAUGCGAGAUCAAAAAUUCAGAAUAAAAGAAGUGAUGGAUACGUGGAUAGUCCAAAAUCGUUAUCCUGUGCUGAAUGUAACGAUGAAUUACGAAACUGGUGAAGUGGCAAUAACACAAAAAUGUUUCCACGCAACUGAAGAUAUCAAUAAUAAAUGGUAGAUACCCAUAUCCUACACCGUUCCGGAUUUUUCCAAUACUAUGCUCAAUAAUCGGUUAAAACCAGAUGAAACUCUUAAAGUGCAAAUUAAUACAAGAGAUUGGAUUAUUGUCAAUCUACAACAAACUGGUAUAAAUCUAUAAAUUUUACGCUCUUUUAUA